Messenger RNA from Nymphaea colorata (pocket water lily), 1506 nucleotides. RefSeq names its product FHA domain-containing protein DDL. Gene Ontology annotation, cellular component: nucleus. Gene Ontology annotation, molecular function: mRNA binding; protein binding. The record is from RefSeq and is a predicted model, not a curated record. Bases 155 to 1342 code for a protein of 395 amino acids. Lineage: Eukaryota; Viridiplantae; Streptophyta; Magnoliopsida; Nymphaeales; Nymphaeaceae. The transcript has 11 exons.
AGCUUUGAGCCAGGGCAGAGAAGAGCGGGAGCGGGAGAGGGGGAGGGAGAGGGAGAGGAGAGAGCGAUAUGGCCAUCGGAUUGAGGGGUAUCUAGGAAGGCGCAGACGCUGGGUUUCCGAAUCAUUUUGAUCGCUGUCUCCUCUCGAGCUUAGGAUGAGCCCUUCGGUGCAUACUCGGUCGCCUGCAAGGAGACAUUCAUCUGAUUGGUCUGAAUCUCCACCUAAGAGGCGUUCAUCAGCACGAUCCAGAUCUCCUCAUAAGAGAGGUUCACCAAGAAGAGAUCGAUCUCCUGAUAGGCGCAGGGGAUCUCCUCCAAGAAUGAAAUCACCCACUAGGAGUAAAUCAUCUCACAAGGCAAGGUCACCCACCCGAGAAGCAUUGUCUAGUCGAGGCCAUUCUCCUAAUCAUGCAAAACAUCCUUUGAAGUCUAUCUCUUUGUCUCCAUCUCCCUCACCACGUACAAAGCGUCUAAGGAGAGCUCAAGCAGAAAGAGAUGCAGAGAGGACAAUGGAAAGAGAUCGAGAUAGAACUAGCAGUAGAGAUAAAGAUCGUGAGAGACACAAAAGACAGGCUUCAGAUAAGGAUAUGGGAUAUGAAAAAAGAACUGCUGAUGACAAGCAUGAUGGCCAUUCAUCUAGGCGCAAGCAUGAACAUUCUUCUUCCCCUGGGGAACGCAGCCGCAAGCUUAGCAAUCACGGGCAUCAUUCACCUAGAAGAGUUGAGAGUAGUCAAGAGAGGAAGCAUGCAGCAAAGACUGGGGCACGUGAUGAGGAGCCAAAUGCCAAGGGUUCAUUACCAACCAGAGAUGAGGAGCAUGAUUCAGUAUCUAAAAUGAAGGUUGCUGAGGAGGCCUUAGAAACCAAGCAAAAGCAAAAACCAUCAUUCGAGCUAUCCGGGAAACUUUCAGAGGAAACUAACCGAGUCAAGGGUGUGACCCUGUUAUUUACUGAACCACCUGAUGCUCGCAAACCUGAUAUGAGGUGGCGACUUUAUGUAUUCAAGGCUGGGGAAGUACUUAAUGAACCCCUUUACGUGCAUCGCCAAAGCUGUUAUCUUUUUGGAAGAGAGAGAAGAGUUGCUGAUGUUCCUACUGAUCAUCCAUCAUGCAGCAAGCAGCAUGCUGUGAUACAGUUCAGGCUGGUUGAAAAAGAAGGAGCUGAUGGUUUGAUGAAAAAGCAAGUAAUGCCUUAUUUAAUGGAUCUUGGGAGCACAAAUGGUACAUUCAUUAAUGAUAAUCAGAUUGAGCCCCAACGCUAUUAUGAACUUUUUGAGAAGGACACCAUUAGGUUUGGUAACAGUAGUCGAGAAUAUGUACUUUUGCACGAGAAUUCAGCUACUUGACAUUGUGAUUGCUGCUGCCAAUUGCUACUGGCUUCAGCCGAAUUUGCUGCUUCCAGUUUUGCAGUUCUAGUUGCGUCUCUCUUUGAUGUUCUUGCACCACAUUUUGUUUCUUACUGGUAACUAGUAGCAUUAAUUAUGUAAAAUUAGUUUUCUCUGCUUGCAAA